AUGCAUUUAAUACCAGACGCUGGCGAAGUAAAGAAUAUUUUGCUUUCAUUUAUCACACUAGCUGGAGGAGAAAGGUCACAUCAUCCGUCUCAUAGCUAUGCAAAUCAACUUCAUCGGAGAAGAUGUCAAACUGCAAGCUGCAGACUUUACUCGAUAAAGUACGACGUAGUUGUGGAGCUACAAACCAAGUCCGGGCACGUUUAA
Molecule: messenger RNA, 204 nt
Organism: Plasmopara halstedii
Lineage: Eukaryota; Oomycota; Peronosporomycetes; Peronosporales; Peronosporaceae
Exons: 2
Coding region: 1-204 (67 amino acids)
Source: RefSeq, a predicted model, not a curated record